AUGCUCAUCGCACUGUCACGGUCACGUUCUUCCGUUCGACGGCGGUCUUCUGCCUCGACCACAAGAUCUGCUGAUGGGUUGGCUGACACGCCGAUCGAGAUCAAUCCAGCCAGUCAUACACCCGCGACUCGUCCGGCUCCGUCAAGACGUGAUACUCGUACUUCAUCGUCCGACUCCAGGUCGCCGCCCAUCGCUGCGACACCUACGACCGCAGAGCUACCCAGGGCGUCCGACGAGUCCGAUGGGUCGGUGAGGGUACCAAGCUACGAUCAUGCUUCAGUGAACAAGCUCUUAUCCCCGACCGCCUUCAAGGCUUUACCCCCGCCCGUGCGUUCCUCGCGCGAUAAGUGGAUACCUGGGUAUCGCACUCGUGAAACUUAUGCCCCUGGCCAGUUUUCGCCGUGGUCGUCUCAUCGCUUGGGCUUGUUCACUGUAGUUCACAUUGACUUGGAUCUCUUGUUCCACCACUACUCCCGGCCCAAGCACUACCUGUUCCCCGUUCCGGACGGUUCCCUGCGUCCGCCAACUGAAGGUCAGUGGUCCCCGCGGCUAGUGACCUCCGCCCAGAUUGCUGCUUUAUACAGCCAGAGACCUUGGGAUGUCUUGGAUCGGCCUAUUGCACCUGUGUCAUUCCGCCCGACUGACUAG
Molecule: messenger RNA, 648 nt
Organism: Peronospora matthiolae
Lineage: Eukaryota; Oomycota; Peronosporomycetes; Peronosporales; Peronosporaceae
Source: the annotation of a GenBank genome assembly